Messenger RNA from Branchiostoma floridae (Florida lancelet), 725 nucleotides. Its product is annotated as homeobox protein Hox-A2-like. Gene Ontology annotation, cellular component: nucleus. NCBI's taxonomy places the organism in Eukaryota, Metazoa, Chordata, Leptocardii, Amphioxiformes, Branchiostomatidae. Gene Ontology annotation, molecular function: DNA-binding transcription factor activity, RNA polymerase II-specific; sequence-specific double-stranded DNA binding. Bases 6 to 485 code for a protein of 159 amino acids. Gene Ontology annotation, biological process: spinal cord motor neuron cell fate specification; central nervous system development; neuron projection morphogenesis. The record is from RefSeq and is a predicted model, not a curated record. The transcript has 2 exons.
CAGGCAUGCACAGCGCCCAGGCUAACCCCCUGUGUAAGACCCGCCGGCCCCGCACCGCCUUCACCAGCCAACAGCUUCUGGAGCUGGAGAAACACUUCAAGGAGAACAAGUACCUGUCCCGGCCCAAGCGCUUUGAAGUCGCCACUUCCUUGAUGCUGACAGAAACACAGGUGAAAAUUUGGUUCCAGAACAGACGAAUGAAAUGGAAGAGAAGCAAGAAGGCGAAGGAGGAGAUGUUGAAAGAAAAGGUACCGAAGCCUGACGUCACACCGAUAAAGUACAAUGACGAGGAAGGAAAGUCGGACAACUGGUCCGGCCCACAGGACCACAAGGAGCAUGCGCGAGGCGUGUCCGGGUCAACAGGCAACACCAACCCGUCAGGAGUUGCACACGGAGACACAGAGGCUUCUAGUUCCGCUACAGAUGACAGACUAAAUUUGGCGGAGAAAAUGGCUGCAGAAAUGAGGGCUGGGUCGGAAUUGUAAAUUUGGCAGUGUUGUAACGUGGCAUGUGUUAUCAUAUACGUACAAGGUCCUACCGUGUGUAUAUAUGGCGAAUGUAUAUAGUUAGAAUGGGCGGCUUUAAUCAAUCUAUUUAUUUCUAUCUAUUUAUUUAUUUCUAACUUGGAGAGUAGUGCGUAGCCCUGAUUUGCAUGAAGAGGCAAAUUAUUCAAAGUAUCACAAAUUCGUAAUAUGAAAAUAUAAUGUACAUGUAACGUGAGAAAA